CUAAUAUUUCUUUUUCUUCAGGCUUCGCUUCGACAGAACAAGUGGACACCACCGGAAUCUUUGACGUGGCAUUUUGCGAUAGCUUUUGCAAACGCUUCCAUUGAUGACGUUUUUGGACCGUACGCCUUCGCUCAAGUGUGGCUUGAAUUCGUGAAACGACUACGCACUUAUUAUGAUAGUACGAAAGAUUUCACAGUGAUACACUACUCUAUGUUCCAAUUACGCAGGUAUGAUCUCCGAAAGGAAUUGAGUUCUUUUUCUAUUCAUACCAGAAGGAGGAUGAAAUACAUGAUCCAGGACCGCAGCCCCAUGACCGAAGACAUGGUCGAUGAAUAUGCAAAUUACCUCUCGUCAUUGGAUGAUGGAGAGGCAAGGGUUCAAGCCCAACUGGACGUCCUACGCAGUGAUAUGCAAGCAUUCAAGGCUGCCAAUCCGAAAUGUUGCCUAGAGGAUUUCAUCCGAUGGCACUCACCCAAGGACUGGAUAGAGGAGGAAGAAUGCUUGUCGGAAAGAAUGCAACUUCCGGACAAUACUUGGGUUAGAUGUUGGUCUGAAGCUAUGCCAAUCCCUGUGGUAAACCAAGCACGUUUAUUCAAUGAAUCAAAGAUUGCCGAAGAGAUUCUCUCACUAUUGGAAAAUGCUACCGUUCAACAAAUGGUGGAGCUUAUACGACCUGUCCUAUUCGUUGCAGCUGUCGUACAGAUGAUUCAGAAAGGUAAUAUUCUCAGUAUUUCUCUGUUUUGA
Messenger RNA from Haemonchus placei, 744 nucleotides. The record is from the annotation of a GenBank genome assembly. NCBI's taxonomy places the organism in Eukaryota, Metazoa, Nematoda, Chromadorea, Rhabditida, Trichostrongylidae.